AUGGACGGCAGCACCACCCCGGCCCCGGCCCCGGGACACACCAUCGUGCGGGUCCUGGGCGACUCUGAGACCGACCUGGAGGCGCUGUUCAAGGCGGUGAUGAACCCCCAGGCGGGCAGCCUGCCCCAGGGGGUGCCCAUGCGGCUCCGCAAGCUGCCGGAGUCCUUCUUCAGGCCGCCGGACUCGGGCUCGCACUCCCGCCAGGCCAGCGGCGACUCCAGCCCCGGCCCCGGCCCCGGCGGCCCCCCCGCCGGCCUGCCCCACUUCCACAUCCAGCACAUCCGCUCGCACUCCUCGCCCGCCUCGCUGCCCGGCCCCGGCCCCGGCCCCGGCGGCCGCUACAGCCACCACCGGCAGCAAUCCUUCGACAACAUCGACGACGUACCUCUGCCGCCCGGCUGGGAAAUGGCCAAAACCCCGUCUGGUCAGAGAUACUUCCUCAACCACGUGGACAGAAUCACAACCUGGCACGACCCACGCAAGACCUUGAGCCAGAUGAAUCUGAACACGGCGGGCUCGCCCGGGCAGAUGCAGCAGAGACCCAUGCAGUUAUCUCAUCAGAACCCUGGACCAGUGCCUGAAGGGUGGGAACAAGCAGUGACACCUGAGGGAGAAAUUUACUUCAUCAACCACAAAACCAAGUCUACGUCCUGGCUCGACCCACGACUGGAUCAACUCUGCAUGAUGACGCAGCAGCCUCUGGCCUCGGGGCCGACCCCAGCCCUGGGCUCCCCCGGCCCCCGCCUGCCCAUGCUCAACCUGUCCACCGCCCUGUCCGUGCAGCAAAAACACCAGCAGAAGAUGAGGCUCCAGCAGAUCCAGAUGGAGAAGGAGCGGAUCAAACACUUGCAGCAGGAGCUCAUGAGACAGGAGAAAGCUCUCUACAAUCAGAUUCCCAAUCAAAUUCCCAUUGAAUCAGACAAUAUUCCCACAGCCCAGAACGCAGUCUCCACACCCACCAUGACCCAGGAGAUGCACGCCAUCACAAACAAUGGCUCGGAUCCCUUCCUCAAUAGUGGGCCUUACCAUUCGCGACAGGCCAGUGCUGACAGCGGCCUAGGGUUAGGGAGAACAUCCGAAGACUUCCUUGGCCACGUGGAGGAGAUGGACACAGGAGACAUGGGACAAAGUGCUCUGACUGCAAACCAGCCCAGUCGCUUUCCUGACUUCCUGGACUCGCUGCCUGGGACCAACGUGGACCUGGGGACACUGGAGGGAGAGGAUCUGAUGCCAAGUCUGCAGGAGCCAUUCGAAACCGAUAUCCUGCCUGACGUGGAGAGCAGCCUGAACCCUAAAGAGACUUUCCUCACAUGGUUGUAAGAGCUUAUGGAAGUGGGGGAGAGAGCAAGAGAGAGAGAAAAGAUCACGAAAAAUGGAGGUGGAUGGUCCCUUUCUGCUUGGAUUAGAGGUGACCUGGGCUGUUCUGCUCUCUGGUGGGCUGGGCUUGUCAUUAAAAUAGAAAAGAUGCCAAUGGGUACCUCUGAUCUCUGCUCUUACAGAAUCUCAGUGUUGCCUUUGAACUUCCUCGUAUUGCUGGGAUUUAUUUCUGCUAGAAGAUACAAUAGGCCGUUGGCUAGUCCUACUUUGCAUGGCAAAUUGGAUGAUUUUUUAUUAUUAAUAUUUUAUUAUUAUUAUUAGUCUGCCAAACAGAAAAUGAACCAAAGAGACAAACCGUUUCUUUUCUCUUUUAACUCUGUCCUGUUUUACUCGCGUGGCCCGAGACUGAGCUGGGUGGUUCUGGGUUGAAAUGACGAAAGAAAGCAAGGCGAUAAAGAGAAUUAAUGACAGGUUGUUUCAGAGAGCUGCUUCACCAGGGAAAACAAGGUGCUCCAGAACAAAGCAGAGCUUGAAAGCCUUCAUAUUGUUCAGUAUAAAUGUAGAAACAAUGAAGGAUCACUUUGAUUGUGGGUCCCUUUAAACCAUUGCACAGCAAAACUCUCCAGCUUUGCUGUGCUUCUCACUGACUUCACUAUUACCCAGCUUGCUUCUCUCAACGUUCUGAGAUUAUAUUAUUUUGAGAAUGCGAAUGCAAGGAUUACAAUAAUUUAGUAUGAAUUUAAGUGCAUAACCUUUACUAUCUUAAUUUCUGUAAAAAUAGUUACGAUUCUUACACUACAAAAAAAACUAAACAAAGGCCACAUUUUAUCGAGUGGUGAACUUUGUUCUUUUUUAUAUAAACCCAAUGUUUUUAAUUGUUGCCGUGAUGAAACUCAGAUUUUUUUAUUAUCAGGUUGAAUUGUUUCAGGAUUCUUUUUAAACGAUGGAAACACAACACUACUCGCUCGUUCAUGAGUUUUAAUUCAGGAUUUGUAAUCGUUGAGUAAGAAAGUCAGAAUGAAUUUUGAAGGGGGGCAUUGAAGGGGGAUGUCGGUGUGCGGGGGUGUGAUCAAAAGUCUGGUGUGUGUGUUUGCGCUCACUGUGUGCGCGUGCUAACUGCUCACUGUGCGUGUGUGUGUGUGUGCGCGCUCAUCGUGCUCACUGAGUGUGUGUGUGCUCACUGCUUGCAGUGUGUCUGUUCAGUGUCUGUGUGUGCUCACUAUAUGUGUGUGCUCACUAUAUGUGUGUGCUCACUGUGCGUGCGCUCUCUGUAUGUGUGUGGUCAGUGCUGGACCGGCAUGUUAUUGUGUGGGUAAAAUUGAUAGUGUUGCACCCCCCCAAUAUGCAACAAGAAGACUGUUUCAGUGGGAAAUGGGAGCAUGAAUGAGAAGUUGGAUUCGAAUAACUUUAUAGCUAGAGGAUUGGACACUACGGAACGAGUGGGGCCUCCCUGCGUGCAGUGUUCCCUGGCACAUAACCCUGAAUAAGGUGUAUUUACACUAAACCUCAGGAAGCUAGCUCUAACCUGUCAGGGCCACUGGGAUCAGGGAGAGCUUUCACUGUGCGUCUGAGCACUGUGGGCACUUAGCUGUACAUGUGAGAGUGAGUGUACACGGGUCGGUAUAUGACAGUGAGUGUACACAGGUUGUGUAUCUCACAGUGAGUGUACGCAGGCCUGUGUAUGACAGUGACUGUACACAGGCCUGGGUAUGACAGUGACUGUACACAGGUUGUGUAUAUGCAUGUUUGGUUCUGGUUUCACUUUCUUUACAACAAGUCUUGUACAACAAGCUUAAAAUAAAUAUAAUUGGAUUUUAACUUUAA
Molecule: messenger RNA, 3141 nt
Organism: Callorhinchus milii (elephant shark)
Lineage: Eukaryota; Metazoa; Chordata; Chondrichthyes; Chimaeriformes; Callorhinchidae
Gene: wwtr1
Product: WW domain containing transcription regulator 1
Biological process (GO): hippo signaling; positive regulation of transcription by RNA polymerase II
Cellular component (GO): cytoplasm; nucleus
Molecular function (GO): transcription corepressor activity; transcription coactivator activity; protein binding
Source: RefSeq, a predicted model, not a curated record